CUAGCAAAAUAAAAGUCACAAAUUUCGGUUUCCCAUUGAGGCCAGCGGGGGCGGAGAAUCAUCCAGCAGAUAUUCGAAAGUUUUAUUACCUGAAUUUACGCAUAAAUUAGAAACCUUUGUGGUCAGCAUAUUGUCAAAGCAAUCUUUCUUCCACUUUACAUUUUAAACUACUGAGCUUUCACUACACGUUCUGUUCUCCUCCAAAGGAACUAUGAAGUAUGGAUUGGUUUCUCAGGCUCAAAAGUGCUUUUUCAAAUUGAAUCUGGCAUUUUUGUGGCCAAAGAUGAUGGGUUGUGCGAUGGAGAAGUCAAAAAUGCUCUUUUUCUCUUUGCUUAUUCUUGCAACCUUUCAGCGAGCAGUCUCAGAUGAGCACCAGCCCCUUUCAAAAGUUGCCAUUCAUAACACAAUAUUUGAUCUUGAUGAAAGCGCUUAUAUCAAAGCCACUCCUGAUUUACUUGGCUUGAAGGGACAAAAUACUGAAUGGGUUACAUUGCAAUAUAGUAAUCCAAAGCCAACAAUAGAUGAUUGGAUUGGAGUAUUUUCUCCUGCAAACUUCAGUGCUUCUACCUGCCCUGCAGAAAACAGACUUGUGAAUCCUCCAUUGUUGUGCUCUGCGCCUAUCAAGUUUCAGUAUGCCAAUUUCUCCAGUCCCAGUUACAAGAACACUGGAAAAGGUUCCUUGAAGCUUCAGUUGAUUAAUCAGAGAUCUGACUUCUCAUUUGCUCUUUUCACUGGUGGCCUAACAAAUCCAAAGCUCAUAGCAGUGUCAAAUAAAAUAUUAUUCAUCAAUCCAAAUGCUCCAGUAUAUCCACGAUUAGCACAAGGGAAAACAUGGGAUGAGAUUACUGUAACUUGGACAAGUGGAUAUGGGAUCAGUGAAGCUGAGCCUUUAGUUGAAUGGGGCCCAAAAGGAGGGAAGCUUGUGCAAUCUCCUGCUGGUACACUGACUUUUGAUCGCAACACAAUGUGUGGUGCACCAGCAAGAACUGUUGGAUGGCGUGACCCAGGAUACAUACACACCAGUUUUCUUAAGGAUUUAUGGCCUAACCGAGAGUACCUAUACAAGCUGGGGCACAGAUUAUUUAACGGUACAAUAAUUUGGAGUAAAGAAUAUCAGUUUAAAGCAUCUCCUUAUCCUGGUCAAAAUUCCGUACAACGUGUAGUCAUAUUUGGCGAUAUGGGAAAGGCAGAAGCUGAUGGCUCCAAUGAAUAUAACAAUUUCCAGCCUGGCUCACUCAUCACUACUAAGCAGAUUAUCAAAGACUUAGACGACAUAGAUAUUGUCUUUCACAUUGGUGAUAUAUGCUAUGCUAAUGGAUAUCUUUCACAAUGGGAUCAGUUUACUGCACAGAUUGAGCCAAUUGCAUCAACUGUGCCUUACAUGACAGCAAGUGGCAAUCAUGAACGUGACUGGCCAGGAAGUGGAUCAUUUUAUGGGACCUUGGAUUCCGGUGGUGAAUGUGGUGUACUGGCUCAGACCAUGUUCUAUGUUCCUGCUGAGAACCGAGAAAAAUUUUGGUACACCGUUGACUAUGGCAUGUUCAGAUUCUGCAUAGCUAACACAGAACUUGAUUGGAGAAAAGGAACAGAGCAGUAUGAGUUCAUAGAAGAGUGCCUAGCAUCGGUUGAUAGACAAAAACAGCCAUGGUUGAUAUUCCUUGCCCAUAGGGUGCUUGGUUAUUCUUCUGCAGGGUUCUAUGUGGCAGAAGGCUCGUUCGAAGAACCAAUGGGAAGGGAAGACCUUCAAAUUCUCUGGCAAAAGUAUAAGGUCGACAUAGCCAUGUAUGGACAUGUUCAUAACUAUGAAAGAACAUGCCCAAUAUAUCAGAAUAUCUGCACCAGUAAAGAGAAGAACAACUAUAAGGGCUCCUUGAAUGGGACAAUACAUGCUGUGGUUGGAGGAGGAGGAGCAUCUCUUGCUGAAUUUUCCCCCAUAAACACCACUUGGAGUAUCUUCAAAGACCAUGACUUUGGAUUUGUCAAACUUACAGCAUUUGAUCAUUCAAACCUUUUGUUUGAGUACAAGAGGAGCAAUGAUGGACAAGUUUAUGACUCUUUCAAGAUAUCCAAGGAUUACAGGGACAUCUUGGCUUGUACUGUAGAUAGUUGUCAACCUACAACACUAGCAUCUUGAUCCAAAAGCAACAAAAUAUGUGGAUUUGAUUUCGCUUUUUAUUUUGAUUGAAUAAAUUCCAACAUGUGCUACACAAUGACAUGAACUAAAAAAAUUGUGGUUACAAGAUGAGCAUAUCUAACACUGAGUGUUCUGAAUCUUUGUUGUCUAACAAUUGGAAAUCAGGAAUGUCUGUUCUGAAUC
Messenger RNA from Lotus japonicus, 2317 nucleotides. Its product is annotated as probable inactive purple acid phosphatase 1. The transcript is spliced from 14 exons. Bases 212 to 2134 code for a protein of 640 amino acids. NCBI's taxonomy places the organism in Eukaryota, Viridiplantae, Streptophyta, Magnoliopsida, Fabales, Fabaceae. The record is from RefSeq and is a predicted model, not a curated record. Gene Ontology annotation, molecular function: metal ion binding; acid phosphatase activity.